This is a messenger RNA of Rubroshorea leprosula, 7009 nucleotides long. The record is from the annotation of a GenBank genome assembly. Lineage: Eukaryota; Viridiplantae; Streptophyta; Magnoliopsida; Malvales; Dipterocarpaceae.
UGUGUGUCAAAUCUUAGAUAGCAUUUUAUUGUCAUAAGCAAUCUUUUCUGAAUGAAAUUGUUGUAGCCUGAUCUCAAGGAUUUAUUUAAGAUUAGUUAAUUAAAAACAAACGUAACCGGAGUAGCAUUUUUCAAUAAUGUUAGUUGAGACGUCAGGUUCUGCCUUGCAACUCCGAACCCACUCCGAUAGACUUCCUUCACUCUGCAAAUUUCCUUCGCUUUACAAAUUUCCUUCACUUUACAAAUUUCCUUCACUCCGCAAAUCCUCCAUUGCUUCUCAAUGGAAUGUCAUCUCUUUAAACUGCGGGAAAACAAGGGCUGGACGAUGUUUUGCUAUGAAACAGUCGACGCUCCUGGGGAAGAAGGUGUUGCGUGGGUCUGGCGUUGUUGUCCGUUCCUCGUUGUCUGCGGUGCCGGAGAAGCCGCUCGGUCUCUACGACCCUUCAUUCGAUAAAGAAUCUUGUGGGGUGGGAUUCAUUGCUGAAUUAUCCGGCGAAACCAGCCGCAAAACGAUAAAGGAUGCUUUGGAAAUGUUAGUCCGGAUGACCCACAGAGGUGCUUGUGGUUGUGAGACAAAUACAGGGGAUGGAGCGGGAAUUCUUACGGCAAUCCCUCAUGAAUUCUAUCUGGAGGCAUGUUUUCUUUUCUAUGUUACAAAAGAUGUUGGUAUUAGUCUACCACCAGCUGGGGAAUAUGCAGUUGGCAUGUUCUUUUUGCCCACAUCCGAGAGUAGAAGGGAAGAAAGCAAAAAUGUUUUCACUAAGGUUGCAGAGUCCCUUGGCCAUAAAGUGCUUGGCUGGCGUGCUGUACCAACUGAUAAUACAGGAUUGGGCGAUAGUGCUUUGCAGACAGAGCCUAUGAUUGAGCAAGUGUUUAUCUCUCCUUCCCCCAUCUCCAAAGCUGAUUUUGAGCAACAGAUGUACAUAUUAAGGAGGAUUUCAAUGGUUGCUAUCCAAUCUGCCUUAAAUCUUCAACAUGGUGGUUCCAGAGACUUUUAUAUAUGUUCUCUUUCCUCAAGGACUGUUGUUUAUAAAGGUCAGUUGAAACCUGAUCAGUUGGAAGGUUACUAUUAUGCAGAUCUUGGCAAUGAAAGGUUUACGAGCUACAUGGCCCUGUUCUUCCACUCCCUUGUAAAUGAAUUUGGAUGCUGGAUUGGAUGCCUUGGUUGUUUGGGGAUGAAACUUCUAUUUACAGGUGGAAAAGAAACUGUGUUCGGUCUAGGUAGAUUAAGGGCUUUGUUAGGCUGUGCAGUAUGCCAUUUAAUUAGAAGACCUGAAGAGGUACACUCUCGGUUUUCUACAAAUACAUUUCCUAGCUGGGAUCGUGCUCAACCAUUGCGUAUCUUGGGCCAUAAUGGGGAGAUUAAUACACUCAGAGGCAAUGUAAACUGGAUGAAAGCACGAGAAGGUCUAUUACAGUGCAAGGAGCUGGGCCUAUCAAAGAGUGAAUUGAAGAAGCUUCUUCCAAUUGUGGAUGCCACUUCAUCUGAUUCAGGAGCUUUUGAUGGUGUCCUUGAGUUUCUGGUUCGAGCUGGUAGAAGUCUUCCUGAAGCUGUAAUGAUGAUGAUCCCAGAAGCAUGGCAAAAUGAUAAGAAUAUGGAUCCUCAACGGAAGGCCUUGUAUGAAUAUUUUUCUGCUCUAAUGGAACCAUGGGAUGGGCCUGCUCUUAUAUCAUUUACUGAUGGCCGCUACCUAGGAGCUACAUUGGAUCGUAAUGGACUUCGUCCUGGCCGAUUUUACAUAACGCACAGUGGACGGGUUAUCUUGGCCAGCGAAGUUGGUGUGAUAGACAUUCCACCUGAGGAUGUUCUCAAGAAAGGAAGACUCAACCCUGGAAUGAUGCUUCUGGUAGAUUUUGAAAAGCAUGUUGUUGUGGAUGACGAAGUUCUGAAGCAGCAGUAUGCAAUGGCAAAGCCCUAUGAUGAAUGGCUUCAGAGGCAGAAGAUUGAACUCGAGGACAUACUUGAUUCAGUUCAAGAAUCAGAGAGGGUUGCUCCUGCAACAGCUGGUGCUGUGCAUGCAUCUAAUGAUGACGAUAACCCGGAGAACAUGGGCAUUUAUGGUCUAUCGGCACCAUUGAAAGCUUUUGGCUACACUGUUGAGGCCUUGGAAAUGUUGCUGCUUCCUAUGGCAAAAGAUGGUACUGAGGCCCUUGGUUCUAUGGGAAAUGAUACUCCUUUGGCAGUCAUGUCCAACAGGGAGAAACUCUCUUUUGAGUACUUCAAACAAAUGUUUGCUCAAGUGACAAACCCACCAAUUGAUCCUAUCCGAGAGAAGAUAGUCACUUCAAUGGAAUGCAUGAUUGGUCCAGAAGGGGAUCUCACAGAAACUACUGAAGAACAAUGCCAUCGAAUAUCUUUGAAAGGACCUCUAUUAUCCAUAGAAGAAAUGGAAGCAAUUAAAAAGAUGAAUUACAGAGGUUGGAGAAGUAAAGUUCUUGACAUAACUUAUUCAAAAGAACGUGGGAGAAAAGGGUUGGAGGAGACCUUGGAUAGGAUUUGUGCUGAAGCAGAUAAAGCAAUUAAGGAAGGUUAUAAAUUGUUGGUGCUUUCAGACAGAGCAUUCUCUUCAGAGCGUGUUGCCGUAAGCUCCCUCUUGGCUGUUGGUGUUGUUCAUCACCAUCUUAUUAAAAAACUUGAGCGCACUCGAGUAGGAUUGAUGAUUGAAUCUGGUGAACCACGUGAAGUGCACCAUUUCUGUACUUUGAUUGGAUUUGGUGCAGAUGCUAUAUGCCCGUACUUGGCUGUUGAAGCGAUUUGGAGAUUGCAGGUUGAUGGUAAGAUUCAUCCAAAGGCUACUGCUGAGUUACACUCAAAGGAUGAGCUGGUCAAUAACUACUUAAAGGCAAGCAACUUUGGAAUGAUGAAGGUUCUUGCGAAAAUGGGGAUAUCAACCUUAGCUUCAUACAAGGGUGCUCAGAUUUUCGAAGCCCUUGGCCUGUCAUCAGAAGUGAUAGAUAAGUGCUUUGCAGGAACUCCAAGCAGAGUUGAAGGAGCAACAUUUGAGAUGUUAGCUCAUGAUGCUCUUCGUUUGCAUGAGUUAGCAUUUCCAUCUCGGGCAUUUCCUCCUGGAAGUGCAGAAGCAGUGGCACUGCUCAAUCCUGGAGAUUAUCAUUGGAGGAAAGAUGGGGAAGUUCACCUGAAUGAUCCUCUUGCCAUAGCGAAGUUGCAAGAAGCUGCCAGGAGUAAUAGCGUGGUUGCUUACAAGGAGUACUCCAAACGAAUUCAGGAAUUGAACAAAACUUGCAAUUUGCGUGGGCUUCUUAAAUUUAAAGAGACAGAUGUAAAAAUCCCAUUGGAUGAGGUGGAACCAGCAAGCGAGAUUGUCAAACGGUUUUGUACAGGGGCUAUGAGUUAUGGAUCAAUAUCUCGAGAGGCACACGUGACUCUGGCUGAAGCCAUGAAUAGAAUUGGAGGAAAAUCAAAUACAGGUGAGGGAGGUGAGCAACCAUAUCGUAUGGAACCUCUUCCUGAUGGUUCAAUGAACCCAAAAAGAAGUGCUAUCAAGCAGGUUGCAAGUGGAAGAUUUGGAGUGUCAAUUUAUUACCUUACCAAUGCUGAUGAACUGCAGAUAAAGAUAGCUCAGGGUGCCAAGCCUGGUGAAGGAGGUGAACUUCCUGGCCAUAAGGUUAUUGGAGAUAUAGCAGUCACCAGAAAUUCCACAGCUGGAGUGGGACUUAUCAGUCCACCUCCGCAUCAUGAUAUCUACUCAAUUGAAGACCUUGCACAAUUAAUUUAUGAUCUUAAGAAUGCCAACCCAUCUGCCAGAGUUAGUGUGAAGUUGGUCUCUGAAGCUGGUGUGGGAGUAAUAGCAACUGGAGUUGUCAAGGGACAUGCAGACCAUGUCUUAAUAUCUGGUCAUGAUGGGGGCACAGGAGCUUCACGAUGGACAGGAAUAAAAAAUGCUGGUCUUCCCUGGGAACUUGGUUUGGCUGAGACCCAUCAAACCCUGGUUGCCAACAAUCUUCGUGGUCGCACAGUUGUACAGACAGAUGGCCAGUUAAAAACAGGAAGAGAUGUAGUUAUUGCUGCCCUUCUUGGUGCUGAAGAGUUUGGGUUCAGCACUGCCCCAUUGAUAACUCUUGGUUGCAUCAUGAUGCGAAAAUGCCACAAGAACACGUGUCCUGUUGGUAUUGCCACUCAAGAUCCAGUUCUUCGGGCAAAAUUUGCUGGAGAACCUAAACAUGUCAUUAACUUUUUCUUUAUGCUAGCUGAGGAAGUAAGAGAGAUAAUGUCUCAGCUCGGUUUCCGCACUCUUAAUGAAAUGGUUGGUCGUUCAGAUAUGCUUGAAGUUGAUAGUGAAGUUGUUAACAGCAAUGAGAAAUUGAGAAACAUUGAUCUCUCCUUGCUGCUCAGACCUGCGGCUGACAUUCGACCUGAAGCUGCUCAGUAUUGCAUUCAAAAACAAGAUCAUGGCUUGGACACAGCUUUGGAUCAAAAGCUAAUUAAGCUAUCUAGUGCAGCCCUGAAGAAAGGUAUUCCAGUAUACAUUAAAACAUCCAUAUGCAAUGUUAACCGUGCUGUUGGAACAAUGCUUAGUCAUGAAGUGACUAAGCGUUAUCACCUGGCUGGGCUUCCUAAAGAUACUAUCCAUAUCAAAUUCAAGGGAAGUGCUGGACAGAGCUUUGGAGCUUUCCUUUGCCCUGGCAUUUUACUGGAGCUUGAAGGUGAUAGUAAUGACUAUGUGGGAAAAGGUUUAUCUGGUGGGAAAAUUGUUGUAUACCCUCCAAAGGAAAGUUGGUUUGAUCCAAAAGAAAACAUUGUGAUUGGUAAUGUAGCUCUGUAUGGAGCCAUAAGUGGGGAGGCAUAUUUCAAUGGAAUGGCAGCUGAAAGAUUCUGUGUCCGUAAUUCAGGAGUGAAAGCAGUUGUUGAAGGUGUCGGUGAUCAUGGAUGUGAGUACAUGACAGGUGGGACUGUUGCUGUGCUCGGAAAGACUGGCAGAAACUUUGCUGCGGGUAUGAGUGGCGGUAUUGCAUAUGUUCUUGAUGUAGAUGGGAAAUUUCAUUUACGAUGCAAUCCUGAGCUCGUGGAUCUUGAUAAAGUUGAAGAAGAAGAUGAUAUAAUGACACUCAAAAUGAUGAUACAGCAACAUCAGCGUCACACAAACAGCCAGUUAGCCAAGGAAGUACUUGCCAACUUUGAGGAUCUUCUGCCCAAAUUUAUAAAAGUCUUCCCUAGGGAUUACAAACGUGUUCUUGCAAAAAUGAAAGAAGAAGAUGAUAAAGAAGACUUAAUGGGAAAAGAUGCCUUCGAAGAGCGCAAGAAGUUGGCAGCUGUAUCCCUCAAUAGGAAAUCUAACAAGGAGCUUGAAGAUGGCGCACACCUAAAGAGACCUACCCGAGUGUCUGAUGCUGUAAAACAUCGAGGUUUCAUUGCUUAUGAGCGUGAAGGUAUUCAAUACAGGGAUCCUAAUGCCAGGAUGAAUGACUGGAAGGAAGUUAUGGAGGAAUCAAAGCCUCGCCCUCUUUUGAAAACCCAGUCUGCUCGCUGCAUGGACUGUGGGACUCCUUUUUGCCAACAGGAGAACUCUGGAUGCCCUCUUGGAAACAAGAUACCAGAAUUCAAUGAGCUAGUGUACCAGAAUAGGUGGCGUGAAGCGUUAGAUCGUCUUCUAGAGACAAAUAACUUCCCAGAGUUCACUGGACGAGUGUGUCCUGCACCUUGUGAAGGUUCUUGUGUCCUCGGUAUUAUUGAGAAUCCUGUAUCCAUCAAAAGCAUUGAAUGUGCCAUCAUUGACAAAGCUUUUGAGGAAGGAUGGAUGUUACCGCGACCUCCUGCCAAGAGAACAGGGAAAAGGGUUGCUAUUAUUGGAAGUGGUCCGGCAGGUUUGGCUGCUGCUGAUCAGCUAAAUAGAAUGGGUCACUCUGUGACUGUGUAUGAACGUGCAGAUAGAAUUGGGGGGCUGAUGAUGUACGGAGUUCCCAACAUGAAGGCUGACAAGGUGGAUGUGGUUCAACGGCGGGUUAACCUUAUGGCUGAAGAGGGAAUUGAAUUUGUGGUCAAUGCUAAUGUAGGAAUUGAUCCUUUGUACUCCCUUGAAAAGCUACGAGAGGAAAAUAAUGCCAUUGUUUUGGCUGUAGGUGCUACAAAACCAAGGGAUCUUCCUGUACCUGGGCGGGAGUUAUCUGGCGUCCAUUUUGCAAUGGAGUUCCUUCAUGCAAACACCAAGAGCUUGCUUGACAGCAACCUUGAGGAUGGAAAUUACAUAUCUGCAAAGGGCAAGAAAGUAGUAGUCAUUGGAGGCGGUGAUACUGGAACAGAUUGCAUAGGGACUUCUAUCCGACAUGGGUGUAGAAGUGUUACUAAUUUAGAGCUUCUUCCUCAACCUCCACAAACUAGGGCUCCAGGCAAUCCUUGGCCGCAGUGGCCUCGUAUAUUCAGAGUAGAUUAUGGGCACCAGGAAGCCGCUGUGAAAUUCGGAAAAGACCCAAGAUCUUAUAAGGUUUUGACAAAGAGGUUUAUGGGAGAUGAGAAUGGGGUUGUGAAAGGACUAGAGGUGGUACGUGUGAAGUGGGAAAAAGAUGCUAGUGGGAAGUUUCAAUUCAAGGAAGUUGAGGGCUCUGAGGAAAUAAUUGAGGCCAACCUGGUAUUGCUGGCUAUGGGAUUCCUUGGUCCUGAGUCGACGGUGGCGGAUAAGUUGGGUGUGGAUCGUGACAACCGUUCAAACUUUAAGGCUGAUUACGGUCGCUUCUCAACCAAUGUAGAAGGAGUUUUUGCAGCUGGAGAUUGUCGGCGGGGUCAGUCACUGGUUGUGUGGGCAAUCUCAGAAGGACGACAGGCUGCUGCACAAGUGGACAAAUAUCUAACUCCAGUUCCCAGCCAAGAUGACAACAUUCAAAAUCGGCAAAAUGUUAUGCAGAGGCAGCAAACUGUCAUGACAUAGGUGACUUCAAUUAUCUUUUGUAUACUUCCCAAACGGACUAGAAGAUCGUUUUAAAUUCAGUGAAACAUGGAUGAUCACCAAGGCUAUUAUUACGUUGUUAUUACCUUUCAAUAAAGAUUGCAACUAGGA